AUGGAUAUCCGCCCAAAUCACACUCUUUACGUGAACAACCUGAACGAUAAGAUGAAGAAAGCGGACUUGAAGAGGGCUCUUUACUACCUCUUCUCGCCUUACGGACGCGUUCUGGAGAUAAUUGCAAUGAAGACGCCUAAAAUGCGAGGACAGGCUUUCAUCAUCUUCCAGGCUAUCACCUCGGCUACUACGGCGUUAAGGGUGCUACAAGGAUUCCAACUCUUUGACAAGCCCAUGCGGAUCCAGUACGCGCGGAAGAACUCGACGCAAAUCGAGGUGUUGCAGGGUGUGAAUGCGGAGACCCAGAAGAAGAAGGAGGAGGAGCGGGAGAAACGGCGCAGAAGGAAGUUGGCUCAACGACAGGCCGCUGCUGCUGCCGCCGCUGCAGCUGGUGCUGCUGGUGCCGUCGUCAACGGGCAAGUUGGGGCUGAUGGUGAAAUCGACACCGAGCCACCGAAUCGUGUGCUCUUUGUCAGCAACCUACCCGAGGAGACUACUGACGCAAUGCUGACGAUGCUCUUCAACCAAUUCAGCGGUUUCAAGGAGGCUCGUCGAGCCGUGGGUGGAAUCGGUUUUGUAGAGUACGAGACGGAGGCCCAGGCGACGGCCGCGAAGGUGACCUACCACGGCUUCAAACUGACGCGUACCCAUGCCAUCAGCGUCACCUAUGCCAAGCACUGA
Messenger RNA from Echinococcus granulosus, 681 nucleotides. RefSeq names its product U2 small nuclear ribonucleoprotein B''. The record is from RefSeq and is a predicted model, not a curated record. The coding region runs from base 1 to 681 and encodes 226 amino acids. Gene Ontology annotation, cellular component: U1 snRNP. NCBI's taxonomy places the organism in Eukaryota, Metazoa, Platyhelminthes, Cestoda, Cyclophyllidea, Taeniidae. The transcript is spliced from 3 exons. Gene Ontology annotation, molecular function: U1 snRNA binding. Gene Ontology annotation, biological process: mRNA splicing, via spliceosome.